Cornus florida is the source of this 1382-nucleotide messenger RNA. RefSeq names its product F-box protein At2g26160-like. The record is from RefSeq and is a predicted model, not a curated record. Lineage: Eukaryota; Viridiplantae; Streptophyta; Magnoliopsida; Cornales; Cornaceae. The coding region runs from base 43 to 1206 and encodes 387 amino acids. The transcript has a single exon.
GUGGAGUCGGCCUGGACAUGGCUCCCUAAGAACUUAUUGGAUAUGAUUGUGGACAAGUUAGAUUCGCUUUCGGACUAUGUUCGCUUUGGUGCUGUCUGUAAACCAUGGCAAUUUGUGGCAUUGGAGAACAAAGUUAAAUUUCUCGAAAGAAAAUGUUAUGCACAAGUUCCAUUGUUGAUGGUCCCAACAAAAGAUAAUAGUGAAGAAUUUCGCAUUCUAUACAACAUCACUCGUGAUAAAAUAUAUGAUUUUCAAUUAUGGGUACCUUACAAGAAGAGGUGUUCCGGUUCUUCAUAUGGUUGGUUGUUCACUGUUGAAGAAAACAUGGGUGUAACUCUAUUAAACCCCUUCUCUGGUUCUACCAUUGAGCUUCCUUCCAUCAUGUACGUCUCAAAAUUCGAGUAUCAUGAAAGUGACUUAGAAGAUAUUGAGGUCGAUAUCGAAUACGAAUAUACCCCAUUUGAUGAACCUGUUUUAAUUGAGUACCAAGUUCAUAAGGCUAUAUUGUCGGCUGACCCUGCUUUGUCUCCGAAUGACUGCAUAGUUACCGCCAUCUAUAGUGAUCGCCACCAAUUGGCAUUCAUUCGACCUAGUGACAAAGAUUGGACUUAUGUAGAAGAUGAGAGAUUUAACGUAAUCUUUGAUGUCAUAUAUUAUAAAGGCAAGGUUUUUGCAGUUGAUUAUUGGGGUGGAGUCUUAAUGAUUGAUGUUAAUAGCAGGGGCAGGGCAAGUGAGGCUCCCCAAGUUAAAGUAAUUGUACCAAGGAUUGAAGUGUAUGCUCACCGGAUAUGUCUCGUGGAAUCAUCUAGUGGAGAUUUGUAUAAUGUGCAACGGUUUCAUUCAGAAAUAGGAUAUGAUUUACAGCACGAAACUUCGAACUUCAAGGUUUUCAAGCUGCUGCUACAGCCAAACGAGAAUGGUAUGCCUGAGCGGAUUGAAGUGAAGAGCUUGGGCGGAGAUGCAAUGUUUUUGGGAGACAGCCAUUCCACUUGUAUUUCAACUUCGAAGUUCCCUGGAUGCCAGCCAAAUUCCAUAUACUACAUCGAUGAUUUUUUUAACUUCAUAGUUUACCCACCGUAUGGGUACCGUGACAAUGGUAUCUUCAACGUAGAGAAUGGAAACUUUGGCACACAUUACAUUCUUGAUCCUUCACAUAUGGAUAUGCUGCCUCCAAUUUGGAUCCUCCCAACUGUGGUUGGAAAUUGAGUAUAGAGUCGAGACUUAAUUUCUUUUGAUUGCGUUUUGGUGAUUUAUUUAGAAUCAACAUUUCACCAAAAAAAAAAUGUAUUUUAAUUUUAUUGCUUUUGUUGGCUUGAUUAGAAUUAACAUUUCACAAUAUUGUGGUUGUUUAUCAUAAGUUGACUAUUUUGUGUUUGGUUCAA